Molecule: messenger RNA, 3238 nt
Organism: Canis lupus familiaris (dog)
Lineage: Eukaryota; Metazoa; Chordata; Mammalia; Carnivora; Canidae
Gene: KATNAL2
Product: katanin catalytic subunit A1 like 2
Exons: 17
Coding region: 110-1729 (539 amino acids)
Molecular function (GO): protein binding; ATP binding; ATP hydrolysis activity
Source: RefSeq, a predicted model, not a curated record
AAGGGGGCGGGCUGGUUAAGCGUCAGGUUUCCCCAAGCCGCUUCCUCCGGGAGUAGCGGUCCAGCGAGCGACGGGCCCUUUCACCGCAACGGCCCUAACACGGAGGCUGAUGGAGCUUUCUUACCAGACCCUCAAGGUCACGCACCAGGCACGGGAAGCGUGCCAGAUGAGGACAGAAGCACGACGAAAAAAUCUUCUUAUUUUGAUUUUGCAUUACUUAACACAAGAAGGAUAUAUCAAUGCAGCCAAUGCUUUGGAGCAAGAAACUAAACUGGGGUUACGACGAUUUGAAGUUUGUGACAACAUUGACCUUGAAACUAUUUUGAUGGAAUAUGAGAGCUACUAUUUUGUGAAAUUUCAGAAAUACCCCAAAAUUGUCAAAAAAGCAUCGGACACAGCAGAAAAUAAUUUACCACAAAGAAGUGGAGGGAAGACCAGAAGGGUGAUGAGUGACAGUUGUCAAAAUCUUCCGAGGAUCAGUCAGCAGCGGCCACGGUCCAGAACCACAGUGGGGAAGUCAGGGGAUGCCAAAUCCAACCAAAAGGAGCAACCUAAACAGGAGGCUGUCAAUAAUUCUCACAUGGAGAGUGCUGACUUUGGCUUGAGUAUAUCAGGAAUCAACAAAGGCAAUGGAGAAGAAAAUGUCCGCCCACAAAAAGGCCAAAUCAUUGACUUCCGAGGGCUGCUCACAGAUGCCAUCAAAGGAGCAACCAAUGAACUUGGCUUGAACAGCUUUGACUGUAACCCAGACCCCUCAGAACGAUUGUUGAAACCUCUGAGUGCAUUUAUUGGCAUGAAUAGUGAGAUGCGAGAAUUGGCAGCCAUGGUGAGCCGGGAUAUUUAUCUCCAUAAUCCAAACAUCAAGUGGGAUGACAUUAUCGGACUCGACACAGCCAAGCAGUUAGUCAAAGAAGCUGUUGUGUACCCUAUAAGGUACCCACAGCUGUUUACAGGAAUUCUUUCCCCCUGGAAAGGACUACUGCUCUAUGGCCCUCCAGGGACAGGAAAGACUUUGCUGGCCAAAGCUGUGGCCACGGAGUGCAAAACAACCUUCUUUAACAUUUCUGCAUCUACCAUCGUCAGCAAAUGGAGAGGGGAUUCAGAAAAACUUGUUCGGGUGUUAUUUGAACUUGCCCGCUAUCACGCCCCCUCCACCAUCUUCCUGGACGAGCUGGAGUCAGUGAUGAGUCAGAGAGGCACGGCUCCUGGGGGAGAGCAUGAAGGAAGCCUUCGGAUGAAGACAGAGUUACUAGUGCAAAUGGAUGGGCUGGCUCGCUCAGAGGAUCUCGUGUUUGUCUUAGCAGCCUCUAACCUGCCAUGGGAGCUGGACUGUGCCAUGUUACGCCGCCUGGAGAAAAGGAUUCUGGUUGAUCUCCCGAGCCGGGAGGCCAGGCGGGCCAUGAUCUACCACUGGCUGCCCCCUGUGAGCAAGAGCAGAGCCCUAGAGCUGCGCACGGAGCUGGAGUACGGCGUGCUGAGCCAGGAGACGGAGGGCUACUCAGGUUCAGACAUUAAGCUCGUCUGCAGGGAAGCAGCCAUGCGGCCUAUGAGGAAGAUCUUCAGUGCCCUUGAAAAUCAUCCAUCAGAGAGCAGCAAUUUACCUGGAAUCCAGCUGGAUACAGUGACCACUGCUGACUUCUUAGAUGUGCUAGCUCACACCAAGCCUUCAGCAAAGAAUCUGACUCAAAGAUACUCAGCCUGGCAAAGAAGACUUUCCCCAUUGAACUGACUUUUGAGAUGAAUUCUAUCGAGACUUUUCAGAUCACUCAGUGUGGACAGUCCUGCUACGUCCACCCCAAAACACACAGCACUCAGCAUCUGCCUGAUUCUACUCUCAAUACUUAAGACCCUGGUCAUGCAUUUAACCCUCACCACAAGCCUACGUGGUGGGUGCUGGCACUGUCUCCAUUUUACAGGGGUGUGAGAGCUUAGGUGACUUGCCCAAGGGGGCACAGAGCUGUGUAACUGCUGCCCAGGCCCCCAAACUUAUGCUCCUGGCCAUUCCACUCAUGCUUCGGAUCUGUGGUGGCAGUCCUAUCACAUCUGUCCUUUGCACUCUAGGCUGUGUUAGUACUAAGUCAGGGCAUCUGCAGAGACAAGAACAGAGUGAUCAAAAGACCACCAAAAGGAGAGGGAGCUGCCAUUUAUUUAGCUUUGCUCUCUGCCGUCCAAGAUCAAGCUGAUCUCUAAACAAGCAUCAAAGCCCGAAGCUCAUUAACAUCGGUGUGUGCUUCAAUAAGGUGAACGCCACAAUGAUGUACAAUUACAUGCUAAUAAUUCAAUGCCCAAGAGUCCUGUAAAACAAUUGCCAAGGCCCAGGAUUAUCACAGUAUGCAAAUGCACUAGGAAAAUCAUUACCUACUUAGUCCCCUUCAUUUUGGUGGGUCUAACACGAGAAGAAUAAUCCAUGCUACCAGACGAGAUUUCAUUUUACAGCUGUAGUAACCAAGUACAUAAAAGCUUGAAUCUGUCCCAAUAGCUUCUCAAAGAUUUUUCCCAUAGUGUCAGAGGCAAAAAUAAUGAAAUCUUGCAAAUGUACAGUUAAUAGGACCCUGGUGGACGCUAACUUCAAAAAUGCAUGGUCUAUAAGACAUUAAAGGCUUGAUUUUAGUUUCUGCACUGUUCCUGUUAAUAACAAUGUCUAAUUAAAACAUCUGUAAAAUACUGAUAGUUUUAAUUUUACAUAAAAUUUCCAAAACAACUGUUACACAGUAUAAUAGGUAUCUGCAAUGAAUAGGUUAUUAAUGGAAAUAUUAUUUUAAAUUAAAAUCAGGUUCUAAAUUUAAAUUAGUCAUCUCUGGCUAAUGAAGAGAAAAAGAAGUCACCCGUGCUGGGAAUAAUACAGUAGAUAAUCUGGUUUUCAACAUCCAUUAAGGCAAAUUCACUUGAUCACUUGGGCUAAAGGACAAUUUAUUUUGCUUCUUCUGACUUGUAUUCAUUCCACUUGGCACUUCUGAUGGAUUUCACAGUUGAACUUAAUAUUAAAACUACAGCCUAAUGUACUUUUCAACACAUUAUUUUAUAAUUUAAAAACGCCACUCAAUUUUAUUCACAAUCUGAACACUCCCCACUCCCACUGUCCCAGUGAGGAGACAGCAAAGAACACGACGACACCCUGCAGUAGGCUCUCCCUCCCAGCCCUGACUAACCUGAUGAAUAUUUUAAAAGGAAUGGUAGAAAAUCAUAGCUUCCCCUUUCUCAUCUUCUUUUGCAAAAUAAAAGGGAUAAGCAAGGCGUA